AUGUCAGGCACCCGUGUAGCAUGGAUCGGUCUUGGGAAUAUCGGCCGGGGUAUGAGUAGCAACAUUGCCCGGAAAGGCCCGCAAUCCAGCCUCAUCUUAUAUAAUCGUACCACAUCACGAGCUGUCGCGCUCGCCGAGAAACUUGGCGGAAGCAAUGUGACAGUUGCACAGUCCAUCCCCGAGGCUGUCACGUCUUCCGACAUCAUUUUCACCUGCGUGGGCGAUGACGCCGCCAUCGAGUCCAUCGCUGAAGCAAUCCUCUCCGACGCAAGCAUCGAUCUCUCCGGCAAGACGUUUGUAGAUUGCUCGACCAUCCACCCGGACACGACGCGCCGACUGGAAAACGCUUUCACAGCCCGCGGCGCCGGCUUCGUCGCGUGUCCGGUCUUCGGAGCCCCUAACAUGGCUGAUGCCGGACAGAUGAUUGUCGUGCCCGCCGGUAAACAGUCGUCUAUUGCCAAGGCCAAGCCGUUCUUCGAAGGUGUUACCGCCAAGGCAACCAUUGAUCUUUCCGACGGUAGCGGAUCAGACAUCGACGUGGGUCGUGCCUCGACCCUCAAAGUGCUCGGAAACACAUUCAUCCUCAACACAGUUGGUGUGCUGGCCGAGUCGCUGACGGCCGCCGAUGCGACGGGGCUGGGCAGCGGUCCGUUCCGCCAGUGGUUGGAGCUGUUCAACCCAGGGCCAUUUGUCAAGUAUGCGGAUCGGAUGAUCAGCGGUGACUAUUAUCAGAGGGAGGAUCCGUUAUUCGCGGUGGAUUUGGCCCGGAAGGAUUUACGCCAUGCGUCCAGUCUUGCCAAGGAUGGAGGUCAGCGGAUGCGAAACGUCGAGGUGACGGAUCAGUUCCUGCAGGAUGUCAAGGCCGAGAAGGGGGAAAAGGGUGACAUUGCAGCGAUUUAUGGCGCGGCCAGGAAGGCUGCUGGUUUGAAAUUUGAGAAUCAAUGA
Messenger RNA from Penicillium oxalicum, 945 nucleotides. Its product is annotated as NAD(P)-dependent oxidoreductase. The transcript has 2 exons. The record is from RefSeq and is a predicted model, not a curated record. Gene Ontology annotation, molecular function: oxidoreductase activity, acting on the CH-OH group of donors, NAD or NADP as acceptor; NAD binding; NADP binding. Bases 1 to 945 code for a protein of 314 amino acids. Lineage: Eukaryota; Fungi; Ascomycota; Eurotiomycetes; Eurotiales; Aspergillaceae.